AUGGCGGAACCAUCAAUGAAAUACGUCCGGGUGGGCAAGUCCGGCCUCAAGGUCUCCCAGAUCAUCCUCGGCUGCAUGAGCUUCGGCAACAAGAACUGGCAACCAUGGCUCCUCGACCAGGCCGAAGCCCUCCCCAUCCUCAAGUACGCCUUCGACCGGGGCAUCAAUACCUGGGACGUCGCCGACACCUACUCAAACGGCCGCUCCGAGGAGAUCGUCGGCGCCGCCAUCCGGGAGUACAACAUCCCGCGCUCGAAGCUCGUCGUCAUGUCCAAGUGCUUCCAGUUUGUCGACGACGCGCGGGGCCCCAUCGACCCGGCCAAUCUGACCAGCAACGACGGCCCGCGCGUCAACCAGGUCGGGCUGUCACGGAAGCAUAUUCUUGAUGCUGUGGACCGCAGCGUCGAGAGGCUGGGGACGUAUAUCGACGUGCUGCAGAUCCAUCGCAUGGAUCGGGACGUGCCGCCGGAGGAGAUCAUGAAGGCGCUGAAUGAUGUCGUGGAGAGCGGGAAAGUGCGGUACAUUGGUGCUAGUUCGAUGGCAGCCUGGGAGUUCCAGAUGCUCCAGAACGUCGCGAAGCAGAACGGCUGGCACCAGUUCAUCUCGAUGCAGGGCCUGUACAACCUCCUCUAUCGCGAGGAGGAGCGCGAGAUGAACCCGUUCUGCAACGCCGCCAGCGUCGGCCUCUUCCCGUGGUCGCCCCUCGCCGCCGGCGUCCUCGCGCACCCGUGGACCGACCGCUCCGACCCCCGGGAGCAGAAGGACCCGUUCCUCCAGAUGCUCUUCCGCGGCGUCGAGAACGGCGCCGACAAGGCGAUUGUCGGGCGGGUGGAGGAGCUCGCGGCCAAGAAGGGGGUCGCGAUGGCUCAGGUCGCGCAGGCGUGGCUGAUUUCGAAGGGGUGCAUGCCGAUUUGCGGGCUGGAGACGCGGGAGAGGAUUGACCAGGCGCUUGGGGCGUUGGAGGUGAAGUUGAGCGAGGAGGAGGUGAAGUAUCUUGAGGAGAUGUAUGUUCCGAAAUUGCCCAUGCCGUUUUAG
Colletotrichum siamense is the source of this 1035-nucleotide messenger RNA. RefSeq names its product Versiconal hemiacetal acetate reductase (gene vrdA-1). The transcript is spliced from 3 exons. NCBI's taxonomy places the organism in Eukaryota, Fungi, Ascomycota, Sordariomycetes, Glomerellales, Glomerellaceae. The coding region runs from base 1 to 1035 and encodes 344 amino acids. The record is from RefSeq and is a predicted model, not a curated record.